Messenger RNA from Catharus ustulatus (Swainson's thrush), 2905 nucleotides. RefSeq names its product homer scaffold protein 2 (gene HOMER2). The record is from RefSeq and is a predicted model, not a curated record. The transcript is spliced from 7 exons. Gene Ontology annotation, biological process: G protein-coupled glutamate receptor signaling pathway; regulation of store-operated calcium entry. The coding region runs from base 53 to 1264 and encodes 403 amino acids. Gene Ontology annotation, molecular function: G protein-coupled glutamate receptor binding. Gene Ontology annotation, cellular component: plasma membrane; postsynaptic density; dendrite. Lineage: Eukaryota; Metazoa; Chordata; Aves; Passeriformes; Turdidae.
GCGCGGGGAGCCGCCCGGGGGUGCCGCCGCCGCCGCCGAGAGGUGCCGAGACAUGGGAGAACAGCCCAUCUUCACCACCAGAGCCCAUGUCUUCCAAAUUGACCCCAGCACGAAGAAGAACUGGGUUCCUGCAAGCAAGCAGGCUGUUACUGUUUCCUACUUCUAUGACAGCACGAGGAACAGCUAUCGGAUUAUCAGUGUGGAUGGAGCCAAGGUGAUCAUAAACAGCACCAUCACCCCCAACAUGACCUUCACGAAAACGUCGCAGAAGUUCGGGCAGUGGGCAGACAGCAGAGCCAACACCGUGUUCGGGCUGGGCUUCCCCUCCGAGCAGCAGCUGACAAAGUUUGCAGAGAAGUUCCAAGAAGUAAAAGAGGCUGCCAAACUUGCAAGAGACAGAUCUCAAGAGAAAAUUGAGACCUCAAGCAAUCAUUCACAGACCAGCUUUGCAGCCAAGAUGAAAAGGGAGAUGCAGGAGACACCCAGUGUUCGUUUGUGUGUUGUGCUGCAGGAGUCUGGACGUGAAACACCCUCUUCCACUCGAGCUUCAAGUGUGAAUGGCACAGACGACGAGAAGGCAUCACAUGGUGGCCCUGCUGAGGCACAUCUCAAAUCUGAGAAUGAUAAAUUAAAAAUUGCUCUAGCCCAAAGUUCAUCCAACGUGAAGAAGUGGGAGACGGAGCUGCAGUCGCUGCGGGAGAGCAACGCGCGGCUGUCCACAGCCCUGCAGGAGUCUGCGGCCAGCAUCGAGCACUGGAAGAAGCAGUUCUCAGCCUGCAAGGAGGAGAACGACCAGCUGAGGGGCAAGGUAGCAGAACGUGGCACAGGAGAGAUGCCCCUCCAGUCAGCUGGCUCUUUCUUUGGGCUCUCUGCAGCUUUCUGGCUGGGUGUGCUGGCAGAUGGAGUUGUCUUUGCAAGGGAGGUGGAUGGGGAGUUGAGGCAGCUGCUCCCCUCUGCACACAGCGGGCAGGGAGGGAGCAGAGGAACUGCCAUGUCAUGUGAAGUUCCCUACUUUGGGAUUUGGGUGAUUUCGUGUCAGCAGGGCUUGCUGGCUGGGGUGAGAAACCAGAAAGGUUCUAAAAGUGGGGCUGCUGUUGCAUAUCCCUUUCAAAGCUCACUGAAAUACUGCCAGACAUGGAUGAGCAGCGGGCAAGGUUGUGGCCUGGUUAUCCACAGGAGCCCAGCCUGGGAACCAGUCAGUCUUAGAAGCAGAUCCCAGCAGUGUGCAGGGGAACGAGGGUGUGAGUUACUUCCUCAGCACUAACACCUGGCACAUCUCAUCCAGAAACCUGCCAACAGGCAUCAUCAAAAGCUUUUCCCCUUCAUUACUGAGCACAUUUCUCAGUUGUGUAAGAUGGAGGGUUAGCACUGGCUACAGCAGAGAACAGCUCAGAAGUUUAAAACUGUGAAGUCUCUAAGGAGUAGUCAUUAGUACCAUCUCUCAGAUAAUACUGUGCUAUCUGGAACAUCCUCUGUGGGCACGGGGAUCCUGCUUUCCAGGAGCACUGUUUUUGCAGGGAUAUUUUCACCCUAUCCAUCCUUAAUGUUUUUGGAAAAGCUGGGUCCUUUUCCUGCUGCUUAGAUGGAUCACUGGGACAUUUGAAUAGAGAUCAGAUUGAAUCAGUCUGAUGAAGAUAUCUUUUUGUUUAGUGUUUGCUUUUGAAGAGGGAAGGAAUUUCACAUUUAUUUGUGUGUCAGUAGGCUGCAAGUAGUAUUUCAGUGUUGGAGGUGGUUUGGGUUGUUUGUUGACUCUGAAGAUCCUUGUGGCACAACCUUUUAUCUGAGGCAAAUAUUCGCUGCAUAGUCACUUGUGUUUUAUGGGUGCACAGUGGUAACACAGAGAUCAAACCAGAGCUGCAUUAACUGAUGUCACAGUAACAAAUUAAUAUUAGUUGUGACAUGAUUUGGGUUCCUAUAUCCAGUCUCUUGUGGAUAGGGGAGAAGUGAGAGACUGGAAGAGUAUGUUACAGGAAAAUAUCAUAAUUUGCAGGGUGGUUAUUUCCCUUUCUGUACUGUUGCAGGGAAAAGUUGUUCUCAUCAACACAUGCCACAACCCAGUAGCUGUACUAGAGAAGAGAUUAUUAAAACACCACUUGCUGCCUCUUCAAUGUCACCCUGCUGGUGACCAACCAGACUGUGCAGCAAUGCUGUCUUUAUAAUGCCUUUCUCUGCACAGGGAGGUUUUCUAAGGUUUUCCCCCAAGUAGGUUCCUUGCUCAGUGCUCCCAUUGCACCACUGCAGUGCCCUGGGAAGUUCCUUCUCCUUUAUUAAUUGGGUCAGAAUUUUUUGCAUAUCGCUCUACCUUCAAAUGAGGGAAGUUAUAAUCCCAAAGCAACACGAAGCUGAGAAUUAAAGUACAUACUUUAAUGAGCUGGCCCAUUGGCCUGUGGGAGAUGCAUCUCCUGGGAGCUGAGUCCAGGGCUGGCAGCAGGAGGUUUGGAGAGAGCAAAGCACAUCCCUGGGCGAGAGAACAAAGCAGCAGAUAUUGCUCUGAACUGGUUCUCCCCCAAAGUUUUGAUGUUGUGUCCCUCAUACACCAACUAGAAUAAUAAGCAACCCCCAAGAGAUUUCUUCUCCUUGUUGUGUUAAGAAAACCUGUUCCUUGUAGCCUUGUGUUGGCUUCAUAGGAGUGAAGUGCAGAUUUUGUCCCCAGUUCCACUUAUUUUAGCAGCUCAGUAUUUUGUGCAUUCCUGAGUACUUAUAAGAGAGGCUGUAAUAGAGAAUAAAUACAGAUCCAGGGUUUCCUAGUGGAUGUGUAAAUUGACUCUUUUGAAGGAAAGAAGUGAUAAUUUGGUUGCAGUGAAUCAAAUGCUGUGAUUUAGGAAACAGAUCCCAUGUCCAUUUCAUCAGCUGUGUUCUGCCCCAGAUUUUCAGAAAUUUGAAAAAUUUCACCUGAUGUCUGACA